GAAGAUAUGACCUGUGAGAAAAAGUCCUUGGGUCCGUUGCUGAACGUCCGGAUGAAAGACCUGGCCAUGUUGGUGUAGUUGGCUUUGGGAGUUUGGACUCUAUCUUUUUGUGAAAAAACGCUCCAGUCCACAAAAGUCGUCCUUUAUUUGUCAACGAAAUGGGCUCAGCAGAAGUUGAUAAGCAUACCCCUCCAUCAGGUGAUGGUGCUGGAAAAGAUAUGUUGACUGGGUUGUCAAAUGGCAUGGAUCGCCAUAAAUCCAAGGAUAAGGACCAUCAUUCUCACAAGCACAAACAUAAAGAUAAAGAUCGUGAGAAAUCUAAAGACAAAAGCCGUGAUAAACACAAGGACAAGCACAAGGAUAAGCAUAGGGAUAAGGAUAAGCAUAAAGACAAAUCUAAGGACAAAGAUAGAAAGCAUGACAAAGAAGAACGCAGCAAGGACCGGAAGCAUAGUAAAGAGGAUAGAAAGGUGGAAAAAGAAGAGAAGAAGAAAGGGAAGGACAAAUCCAAAGACAAAGCUGAAAAAUCCCAAUAUGUUGAAGUUAAAAAUGAACCUUUGUCUGAAGAUGAUGAUGUACCAUUGGCUUCUCGCUCAUUCAGCCAGACUUCACAGGAUUCUGAGGAUGAUGAUCAACCCUUAGCUUUUCGUCAAAAGGUUAAACCUGAGGUUAAAGCUGAAGUUAAAGCUGAAAAACCGGUGAAGAGAAAGGCCGAAGUUUUGGAUGAUGAUGAUUUUUCAGCUUCUAAGAAGAAAACUAAAAAAGUAAAAGAGGAAAAGAAAGAAAAGGCAAACAAGAAACCAGCCACUCCAAAUGGUUCGCCCACCAAACGAGCCAAAAAAGAAAAAGAAGAGGAAGAAACGUGGAAAUGGUGGGAAGAAGAGAAGCAUGAAGAUGGAGUUAAAUGGAAAUCCUUAGAGCAUAAGGGUCCAGUGUUUGCUACACAAUAUGAACCCCUGCCAGGAAAUGUUAAGUUUAAGUAUAAUGGUCAAGAAAUGAAAUUGAGUACAGCUGCUGAAGAAGUUGGAUCAUUCUAUGCUGCUAUGCUGGAUCAUGACUAUGUGACUAAAGAUGUAUUUAAUAAGAAUUUUUUCAAAGAUUGGCGUAAAUUUAUGACUCAUUCUGAGAAAGAGAUUAUUACUGAUCUCAAAAAGUGUGAUUUCACCUAUAUGCUAACCUAUUUUAAAGCUAAAUCUGAAGAGAGAAAGAACAGGACCAAAGAAGAAAAACUUAAGCUGAAAUCAGAAAAUGAAGAAAUGGUUAAGGAAUAUGGAUGGUGUAUUAUUGAUGGACACAAACAACGUAUUGGCAAUUUCAAAAUUGAACCGCCAGGUCUCUUUCGGGGUCGUGGUGAUCAUCCUAAAAUGGGGAUGGUAAAGCGGAGGGUAAUACCAGAAGAUGUCAUCAUUAACUGUACUAAAGGAACUGCACCUAAACCUCCCCCUGGUCAUAAAUGGAAAGAAGUUCGUAGUGACAAUACCGUCACCUGGCUAGCUUCGUGGACAGAAAACGUCCAAGGGCAAGUGAAAUACAUCAUGUUGAAUUCAGCAUCUCGGUUGAAAGGAGAGAAGGAUUGGCAAAAAUAUGAAAUUGCCCGUCAAUUGAAAGAUUCUGUCGAUAAAAUUCGUGAGACCUACAAAGAAGAUUGGAAAUCAAAAGAGAUGAAAAUCCGUCAAAGAUCCGUUGCAUUAUAUUUUAUUGACAAGUUGGCGCUCAGGGCAGGUAACGAAAAAGAUGAAGAUCAGGCCGAUACUGUUGGUGCUUGUUCUUUGCGAGUUGAACAUAUAUCACUUCACGAACAGAAGGAAGGAAAACAGUGUGUUGUAGUCUUCGAUUUUCUCGGUAAGGAUUCUAUUCGAUACUACAAUGAAGUUCCAGUGGAGAAGCGAGUCUUCAAAAACCUACAGAUAUUUAUGGAAAAUAAAAAACCAGGAGACGAUCUCUUUGAUCGACUGAAUACCACCAUCAUGAACAAACAUCUGAACGAUCUAAUGGAAGGGCUUACGGCUAAAGUGUUCCGUACUUUUAACGCUUCCAAUACGCUUCAAGAACAGCUGGACGAACUAACCGAUCCGAAAUCUUCGGUUACUGAAAAGAUUUUGGCAUACAACCGGGCUAAUCGUGCUGUAGCUAUCCUUUGUAACCAUCAACGUGCUGUGCCGAAGACGUUCGCUAAAUCGAUGGAAAAUCUCCAAGUAAAAAUAACUACAAAACGAGAAGCUAUUGAAGACGCAGAGAAAAGUUUUAAAGAUCUGAAAAAAGAAGCCAAGAAAACGGGAUCCGCUGCUGCAAAAAUUGCAGCAGGCAAAAAAGAGAAGCAAGUCGAGAAACUCAAGGAGCAAUUAAUGAAGUUGGAAGUUCAAGCUACAGACAGGGAAGAAAACAAGGAGAUCGCCUUGGGUACCUCCAAGUUGAAUUACUUAGAUCCACGUAUUUCCGUUGCAUGGUGCAAGAAAAAUGAUGUACCUAUUGAGAAGAUAUACAAUAAGACCCAGAGAGAGAAAUUCCAAUGGGCGAUUGACAUGGCGGGACCCGAAUUUGUAUUUUGACGAACGAUUUUGGGACACUUAACUAGACAUUACAAUGAGUUGAGAGCCUUUGUCUUCAUACCUUAAUUUUUGGCAAUUGAAGUGCAAAGGUAUACGGUCGUUUGCUAAGGAAAAUGUGACUGCCUCCCUCUUUAAGAACCCUCUAUUGAGGGUCAAUUUUUUUAUCAUAAUAAAACUUCUCAUGUGUUUGUACCAUGUUUCAUGGAAUGUGUGGGUCCGCCUGUCGGAUUCUUGCCAACCAAUUGUUCCAUCUCUUUCUCGUCUCGCAUCAACUUCUCGGCGGUUUUCUGUGUAGCGGUGUGAAAAGUAAAGCUGCGUAGGCUUGAAAAAUAAAAUUCUUAUAGCCUUUAA
Daphnia pulicaria is the source of this 2900-nucleotide messenger RNA. It is a transcript of the gene Top1, whose product is annotated as DNA topoisomerase I, mitochondrial-like. Bases 159 to 2549 code for a protein of 796 amino acids. Gene Ontology annotation, cellular component: chromosome; nucleolus. Lineage: Eukaryota; Metazoa; Arthropoda; Branchiopoda; Diplostraca; Daphniidae. The transcript is spliced from 15 exons. Gene Ontology annotation, molecular function: DNA topoisomerase type I (single strand cut, ATP-independent) activity; DNA binding. Gene Ontology annotation, biological process: DNA topological change; chromosome segregation; DNA replication. The record is from RefSeq and is a predicted model, not a curated record.